AUGCGUCCGUUGCUAAUCUCACUUAUUGCUCUCCUGUCGUUGGUUGCGGCACGUAGCAAAGAGUGGGCAACUCAGCCUUCUGAAAUGAGUGAAGCUUCAGCACAAGCAUCUCGUCCAUAUCGAGUGAAAAUGACAAGCCCACAUCCAUUUGCCAGACAAAUUGGACCUCCAAUGAACGUGAAACGAGUCAUUACACCCGUUCCAAAAGUGUUCAAGACAUCCGACAAGCUCUCGCAGCUAUCCUACGGCAAGCAAGACAACUUGCAAAACUGAGAAACGAAAAUAGCCGGAGACGGCCCAAGCGAGCGGUAGGACCUUCAUAUCUUACUGCGAACAAACGGGAUUGGAAACGCCACAACCGUCGCCCAGGUCCUCAGUACUUGCUACGGAUUUAAACAACGCGAAGCUUUAUUACUAUUUGAACAACUCCGACGGAUAGCCCUCCCUAGGGCCACUUAAACC
This is a messenger RNA of Cylicocyclus nassatus, 462 nucleotides long. The record is from the annotation of a GenBank genome assembly. Lineage: Eukaryota; Metazoa; Nematoda; Chromadorea; Rhabditida; Strongylidae.